Molecule: messenger RNA, 1035 nt
Organism: Trichosporon asahii var. asahii CBS 2479
Lineage: Eukaryota; Fungi; Basidiomycota; Tremellomycetes; Trichosporonales; Trichosporonaceae
Exons: 2
Coding region: 1-1035 (344 amino acids)
Source: RefSeq, a predicted model, not a curated record
AUGGGACUGUUCAGCAAGCUCGACAAGGCGUUCAAGGACAUCCAGCAGCAAGCUCAGCAACAAGCGCAGCAGUCGCAGGCGGCGUUCCGUCCCCCGCCUCCAGGUGGAGGGAGCAGGAACUGCCCCGUCCUUGCUUCCUCGUACCUUACGAAUGCGGACCCCUCGAACGGCCGCCCGGCACUGCAUCCGUGUCAGCACCCGUAUCGCGGCGCGAUCCCGCCCGGCUCGCUGUGCUACACUCUCGAGCACCCCGACCCGCAGUACGACGCCGCGACGCGCUUCUUCCUGACGUGUGUCCCCGACCCGAUUGGCCUGGCCUACCACGCGUUGAACUUUGCGCGCCUCAAGCUCGUCGACCCGCAGUAUCCCACGAACUGGGCGUGGAAGCACAUCACGAUCGAGAUCACGGACGAGAAGGGCCCCGGACUGGCGUGGACGGCGAGCGGGAAGUGCACGAUCUGCAUCUCGUGGAUCACGAGUCAGAUGAAUGACUACAAUGCCGGCAAGAAGACGCUCGAGGCGUGCGCAUUCGAGUUCAAGGGCGUCAUCAUGCACGAGCUCGUCCACGUUAUCCAGCACGACGGCCGCGGCAGCUCCCCCAGCUGGCUGACGGAGAGUGUCGCAGACUACAUCCGCAUGCAGACCGACCUCGGGCCGCCGCACUGGCGCAAGCCGGGGCAGGGCAAGCGCGACGAGGGCUGGAAGGACGGGUACGACGCGGGCGCCAACUUCCUUGCCUGGCUCACGGGCGAGACGAAGGACGACCUUGUGCACAUUGCGCAGACCGCGAGCGUGCAGCAGCCGACGCCGACGGGUCCCCCCGGCGCACACCAGAGCCAGUACCCGCCCAACGAGCAGUAUCCGCCCCGCGUCCCGUGCAGGCCGGGGAAGCAGCGUCGCGGCCCCUUCCCCAACCUCGUCCGGCACAUGGACUACCGCCUCGCGAACGAGCGCUACAACGAGGGCUGGUGGCAGGAGAUGGCGGGUGCGCCGCUGCCCCAGCUCUGGCGCGAGUAUCUCGACUACUACUGCUAG